This is a messenger RNA of Solanum tuberosum (potato), 2826 nucleotides long. Its product is annotated as receptor-like protein 12. Bases 1953 to 2693 code for a protein of 246 amino acids. The record is from RefSeq and is a predicted model, not a curated record. Lineage: Eukaryota; Viridiplantae; Streptophyta; Magnoliopsida; Solanales; Solanaceae. Gene Ontology annotation, molecular function: protein binding. The transcript has 3 exons.
UUUGUAGGCCUCACAAGUGGGCUUACUCCUUGUUAAACUUGGGUUGGGCUUCUUUUUUGUUGCAACUUCUAAAAGCCCAUUAAAUUUUGGCAACUUGAUUUGUUGUAGUGAAUUGUACCCAAGUGUAAUGCUUAUGGCAAAUUUGUAAUAUUGGACAUAACAUCUCUAUCUACACAAGUUAAGUUACAAUAAGGUUUGUGAACACACUACUUUCUCCAGACUCCACUUGUGGAUUACAUUCGGUAUGUUGUUGUUGUUAGUAUGAUUUAGUUGUUGUGAACAACUAUAACACAGAACAGUUGGUUGUUAUGUGUACACUAUCCUCUAUACCAUUUUUUGUAAUGUGUUACAUAUGAUUUUGUCUUUAAGUCAGUAAAGUUGGUUCUUUGUAUAUGUGGUUGGGAAAAAUUUAUGUAGGAGAUAUUUAUCUCAAGUUCACAUUUCUAUUUUUUUUGCGGGGCCAUUGAAUGGUAAGUGUUUGGAUUGGAAUCUCCCUAGUUUGAUUUCAUCUUCUCUAUCAUUUGAAAAAACUCAAUAUGGAGGAUGAGACGGAAACUGAAAAAUCUCCGAUUACUACCCGUGUGAUACUUCUUUCCCAAAAACAGUCUUAUGGAAUACGAGUAGAGAUUGUUGUACAUGGGAUGGAUUACAACUUGAUUACAGAACAUUGGACACAAUACUUCAUAACUUCACAAAAACCUGUGAAUUUCCCAAAAACAGUCUUAUGGAAUGCGAGUAGAGAUUGCUGUACACUUUCUCUCCCUGAUGUCAACAUCUCAUCUCCGAUACCUAUGAAUUUGUCUUCCUCCUUAAGGUGAAAUGCUCGACGUUUUCUCUAACCUCCAAGAGCUUACAUCUUUCUGACAACAUGAAUUAUGCGGUUCCUAAACCUUUCGCAUAAUUCAUUAACAAGCCACCUAGCUACCACAAGUUCAUUACAACAAUCUAGAGUAUCUUGAUCUUAAAUUUAACUUCUUUCAGGGUCCACUACCUUCAUCCAUUUGUAACAUGAGCUAGCUUGAAUUUCUAGAUUUAUCACACAACAACUUCAGUAACUCGAUUACAAGUUGCUUGGGAAGUAUGGCUAGUUUAAGGGUGUUGGACUUAAGAAGGAACAAUUUCAGAGGGAGUCUUCCACCAUUAUAAGUUAUCUACACAGCCAUGCACUCAUUAGCAGGCUCUUCAAAAAUGUCAAUGGGUAUGUGUUGGAUCUUCAAAAGUAGUGCAUUUUUAAGGAACUAACACAGAUGCAACAUCAUUAUAUAGAAGAGUCCGAGCAACAUAGCUCAUUAGUACAGCAAAAAGCAAAAAGCAGUAAGCAUAUUGAGUUUGGUUCAUGAUUGAAAUCACUUGAUUCAAUUGUUCAUCAUUACUCUCCAUUUAUCGUAAUCACUCGUAAUUGAUGAAUCACACUUAAAACGUAUGAUGAUGCUUCACCUACAUAAGGUAGAAAAACUAAAAAUGUCUACUACUUUGGUUAUUUUCCAUCUCUUCAUGUUUGAACUGUAUCAUAUUUGUCCUUUUCCCCUUGUAGUCUUUGUGGAAAUUGGUUUAAAGACUUUGGUGGAAUAUUGAUAAAAGUUUCCCUCGUUACCUUAAUGUAAAAAGUCUUAUGGAAAAUUAUAGAAUGUACCUAACAAGUUUGAAAACAGCACAAGAGACAACUACUUGGAAAUUUCUCUUAAAAUUUCUCAACAGGUGGAAUGAUCUUCACCAAGUUAUUCAAAACAUAUUUGAGAUAAUUAAAAAAUUAUUUGAGAUAAAGGAAUUGAAAUAGGUAGUUGAGUCAAUAAUAAGUUGCUUAAUAUUUAAAAAAUAGAAGUAGAGUGUCAAAUGGGGCUACACGUGCAAUGCGCGUGCUUCGAGACUUUCCCAAGUUGUGAAUUUUUGAUCUUUCUUGUAAUGAAUUCAGUGGAUCACUUCCUGGAAAAGUUUUUGGAAACUUCAAGGCAAUGAUCAAAUUAGAUGGUGAAGACACAAGAGAGAUCAAGUACAUGAAACCAUCUGAGAAGUCAUUUUACAUAAUGUAUGAGGACUCGGUGAGAUUGGUGAUCAAAGGCCAGGAAAUCGAGCUAGAAAGAAUCAACACAAUUAUGACAGCCAUAGAUAUCUCAAGCAACCAUUUUGAAGGUGUCAUUCCGAAAACACUAAAGAAUCUCAACGCUCUUUGGCUACUCAAUUUAUCCCGUAACAAUCUCAAAGGUGAUAUUCCAAUGGAAUUAGGGCAAUUGAAUACGCUUGAAGCUUUAGAACUCUCUUGGAAUUGGCUCACUGGAAAGAUUCCACAGGAAUUGACAAGAAUGAACUUUCUGGCAUUCUUAAACCUCUCUCAAAAUCUUCUUAUUGGACCAAUUCCUCACGGUCAACAAUUCAACACAUUUGGAAAUGACUCGUAUGGUGGCAACCUUGAUUUAUGUGGUCUCCCUUUAUCGAAGAAAUGUGGAACAAGUGAUUCAUCGCAUGUUCCUCAACCAAUGGAAUCCGAAGAAGAUGAAGACGAGUCAUAUUUCUUAAGUGGAUUUACUUGGGAAUCCGUAGUCAUAGGCUACAGUUUUGGACUAGUUGUUGGAACUGUCAUGUGGAGUCUCAUGUUUAAAUAUCGUAAACCAAAAUGGUUUGUAGAAUUUUUUGAUGCAAUCGUGCCUCACGAAAAUAGAAGGCCAAAGAAGAAAGCUCAGAGACAACGGACUUAAUGUUGGAAUAAUCUCAUCAACAUGCAUUUGAUAUUUUGUUCUUUUACUUUGUCUGAAUUUUCUCAUCUGUUAUUUGCUUCGACUACUGAAUUGAAGUUAUAAAAGCAGUUUUCUUUGCUUGUGCAGCACUUUA